Messenger RNA from Aspergillus campestris IBT 28561, 1443 nucleotides. RefSeq names its product B-type cyclin nimE. Gene Ontology annotation, cellular component: cytoplasm; centrosome; nucleus. The transcript has 3 exons. Gene Ontology annotation, biological process: G2/M transition of mitotic cell cycle; regulation of cyclin-dependent protein serine/threonine kinase activity. Gene Ontology annotation, molecular function: cyclin-dependent protein serine/threonine kinase regulator activity. NCBI's taxonomy places the organism in Eukaryota, Fungi, Ascomycota, Eurotiomycetes, Eurotiales, Aspergillaceae. Bases 1 to 1443 code for a protein of 480 amino acids. The record is from RefSeq and is a predicted model, not a curated record.
AUGAACGAGAAUGAUGAGAACGGGCCCUCGACGCGUCUCACCAGGGCCAAAUCGGCAGCCCUGUCCACCGGGGAUGCUCCCGCCGCCAACGCGGUUGCCAAGAAGCCCCUUCAGACCAAGAAAGCCGCCACCACAACGACCACGGCCGGAACCCAGAGGAGGCGUGCCGCCCUGGGCGAUGUGAGCAACGUGACCAAGACUGAGAAUGUCGAGACCAAGGAGGCCAAGAAGCCGGCUGCCACCAAGGUUGGGUUGACUUCGAAGGCGACGACGCAAUCGGGCGGUGUCCAGAAGCUCAGCCGUAACAACACAUCCCGCACGACUCUCGGAGCCAAGUCGGCCAACGCGAAGAACGCGGCCCCCGAGUUGAAGCGUCCCGGUAGCGGCGGCAAGGGCAGCUCCCAGAUGAAGCGUACCAACAGCCAGAAGUCGAUCCAAGAAAAGACCCUGCAGGCCGAGGAGCCCCCGCGUAAGAAGGUGGAACUCGAGAAGAAGAAGAAGGUCGUCCAAGAAGUCGCGGAGAAGGUGGAACCUACCGUCCAGCCCCAGCAACUGCAGAAACCGACCGAGGAUGUCGUCGAUGAUCUGGAUACCGAGGACCUGGAUGACCCCUUGAUGGCAGCCGAAUACGUGGUGGAAAUCUUCGAUUACUUGAGGGAUCUCGAGAUGGAGACGCUACCCAACCCUCAAUACAUUGAGCAUCAACCGGACCUGGAAUGGAAGAUGCGUGGUAUCCUUGUCGACUGGCUCAUCGAGGUCCACACCCGCUUCCGCCUCCUGCCCGAGACGCUCUUCCUUGCCGUGAACCUCAUCGACCGUUUCCUUUCCGCCGAAGUCGUGGCUCUGGAUCGCCUGCAGCUGGUCGGCGUUGCCGCCAUGUUCAUCGCGUCCAAGUACGAGGAAGUCCUCUCCCCCCACGUGGCCAACUUCAGCCACGUGGCGGAUGAGACCUUCUCCGACAAGGAGAUCCUCGACGCCGAGCGCCACAUCCUGGCUACGCUGGAGUACAACAUGAGCUUCCCCAACCCCAUGAACUUCCUGCGCCGUAUCUCCAAGGCCGACAACUACGACAUCCACACCCGCACUCUGGGGAAGUACCUCAUGGAAAUCAGCCUUCUCGAUCACCGUUUCAUGAACUUCCCUCAGAGCCACGUGGCGGCGUCCGCCAUGUACCUGGCACGUCUGAUCCUCGACCGGGGCCCUUGGGAUGCGACCUUGGCGCACUACGCUGGGUACACGGAGGAGGAGAUCGACCCGGUCUUCCGACUGAUGAUUGAUUAUCUCCACCGCCCUGUCUGCCACGAAGCCUUCUUCAAGAAAUAUGCCAGCAAGAAGUUCCUCAAGGCAUCUAUCCUUACCCGACAGUGGGCGAAGAAGUAUCACCACGUUUACAUCGACAGCUCUCUGUCCGAACCUUACACAUACAUCAAAGAUGCCGAGUAA